This is a messenger RNA of Purpureocillium lilacinum, 336 nucleotides long. RefSeq lists its product as uncharacterized. Lineage: Eukaryota; Fungi; Ascomycota; Sordariomycetes; Hypocreales; Ophiocordycipitaceae. The record is from RefSeq and is a predicted model, not a curated record.
AUGGCUCGCCAACAGAACCGAACGUCGGUCCGCUUCAGCACGUACAGCAUGGUGGCCCCGUCGUUGACGCCCACCUUCCAGACGACCGACUCUGCGCAGGCCGAGAUCCGCGACAUCGCCCUCGGCCUGGACCGCAUGGAGAACAAGGCCCUCUCGUCCCAGCGCGUCGUCCUCAGCGACGAGAAGACGGACAACAUGAGCAAGCUGGCCCUCGGCGCCAAACUCGAGCGCGCCCUCGACCGGCGGAUGAGCAGCCAAGACGCCGUCAUGCGCCCUCGCCAGAAGAGCAUCAAGGUCAGCAUCAGCGAAAAGACGCCAAUCUCCGAGAAGGCGUAG